AUGUCCAAGACACGCCUCGCGCCGGCUCUACAGGUCUUCCAGACGCUGCAGCGAUACCCCGUCAUCCGACCACGGCGCCUGCCCGACGUGCCUAUAGGGUGUGCGUCGCGCGUCUCGGCGCAGGCCGCCCGGCAAAGCAUGCUUAGUUUAUAUCACGACCUGGGCGUCCUCGUGUUUGCGGGCUGCAGUGCUGCGCAGACGGAGAGAAUCGGCGACAUAUUGCGCCAGGUUGUGCGCUGGGGAGGGCCGGGCGGCGCGGUGACGAGACUGUCGUGGACGGCGGUCGAUGGGCCGGAGAGGGUGGAUGGGUUGACCGCAGAAGAUUUCCACGAGGGUCCGGAUGAGGCAAAUCCUGCGGAAACCGGGCCUCGGCAGCUACAAGUCGUUUCGUACGCAAUGGUGGGCGUCGACGGUGACGGCGGCCAUGCUACAGGGGAGAUGUCUCUCUUCACAGUCGGAACAGGAGACUACGUUGGCAGCGCGAGGAUAGAUUACAGGCUUGUGCAGUCUGAUGAGGGAGGGGGAAGGGCGGUCCCGCUGUUGGGACAUGGCGGGCUGGGCAAGAGGAGCGGCUUGGGUACGCAGGGUCUGGAGGAGAGAUUGGACGAGGCUACGGGUCUGUUGGAGAAGUUGUGGGAGCUGGAGAGGGAGGUUUGGGCACAUAGAGCAGCGGAGUAUGAGUAG
Molecule: messenger RNA, 684 nt
Organism: Metarhizium acridum CQMa 102
Lineage: Eukaryota; Fungi; Ascomycota; Sordariomycetes; Hypocreales; Clavicipitaceae
Source: RefSeq, a predicted model, not a curated record